Messenger RNA from Symbiodinium natans, 333 nucleotides. The record is from the annotation of a GenBank genome assembly. Lineage: Eukaryota; Dinophyceae; Suessiales; Symbiodiniaceae.
AUGCGCCAGAUGGUUUUGCUGUCAGCCCUGGAUGAGUUUGGCCACCCUUGUGUGGGAGCUGUCUUGGACCUUCCGAGACUGCUGCUGUCCAAUGACGUUUUUACCGCAGGUCGGCGGCCUUUCUGGCCGAUUCUCCACGCCCGACUACUGUGCACUUGGUUUGAGGGCAUGGGCACGGGAUGUCUGACAUCGCCAGAGCAAAGACGCUCAGGCCCUGUGUGCUUGAGUACCAGCCUCACUGCAUGUUCAGAGCACACCUUGCUCUCUGUUGAUCAGAGGCCGCUUUGCUUUGCUGCAAGAUUCCGUAACGACACGGUAUCCCUUCGUCAUUAG